Messenger RNA from Zootermopsis nevadensis, 453 nucleotides. The record is from RefSeq and is a predicted model, not a curated record. NCBI's taxonomy places the organism in Eukaryota, Metazoa, Arthropoda, Insecta, Blattodea, Termopsidae.
GAGAGAGACAGGGAAAUGGUGGGGGUAGGCACCGAAGACAUAGCAGGCGGCCUGCAGUGUGUGUUCGUCUUGGACAGAGAGUGGAUUGAUUGUUUGCAGCGCGUAGCGUUCGGAGGCUCUUCGGAAGAACAGCGAGAUGUAAGGGAAUCUGCCUUCAAGAUGUGUCAUUGCGGGACUGAACUCAUGUGCCACAGGAUGUUGCUGCUACUAGUCCUGAUUGCCGUCGCAUUCACGCACACGGCCAGUACGACAGAACAGGGCAUGAAAGACUGCAGCUUACGUUUCCAGACAUGUACCUCUGCAGAGGAGCACAGGAGGCCGGUUUGUGGCACUGACGGUGUGACAUAUGCCAGUAGAUGUCACAUGCAGCGGGAACAAUGUCAAGGAACUCAGGUGUCUGUACAGCACCGUGGCAGAUGUAAAGGUAAUGGAUUUUAACGAAACACUUUGGUG